Molecule: messenger RNA, 2261 nt
Organism: Columba livia (rock pigeon)
Lineage: Eukaryota; Metazoa; Chordata; Aves; Columbiformes; Columbidae
Gene: TMEM50B
Product: transmembrane protein 50B
Exons: 7
Coding region: 306-782 (158 amino acids)
Biological process (GO): late endosome to vacuole transport via multivesicular body sorting pathway; protein targeting to vacuole
Source: RefSeq, a predicted model, not a curated record
CUUGGGAUUCUGCCUUAUAUUGCCCUGUCAUGGCUGGAGCUCAUUAAGUAAAUAUUGAUGCACAUGGUAUACUCCUAUGAGCUAAAAUAAGCCUGUGGAUAAUUCCAGAAUCGAUUAUUUUUUCUGCCUCUCUGAAGUCUUCAAACUUUAGUAGCGCUGUUAAAGAGUACUUGCCAUAGACAGCAGUCAGAUUACUCUGGGGCUGAGCAUCAUGCAGAUUUGUUUAAGGUAUUCAGGACACAGUUGUUAAUGGAAGAAUUCAUGUAUAAGUACAAAAUAAGAAGGGCAAUCUAAUCUUUGAAGAAAUGGCAGGAUUCCUAGACAACUUCCGGUGGCCGGAAUGUGAAUGUAUUGACUGGAGUGAACGAAGAAAUGCCAUCGCUUCAAUAGUUGCAGGUGUAUUGUUUUUCACAGGUUGGUGGAUAAUGAUAGAUGCUGCUGUAGUUUACCCCAAGCCAGAACAAAUGAACCACGCGUUCCACACCUGUGGGGUGUUUUCAACACUAGCUUUUUUCAUGAUAAAUGCUGUAUCAAAUGCACAGGUGAGAGGAGACAGCUACAGUGAUGGAUGCUUAGGAAGAACAGGUGCUCGUGUCUGGCUCUUCAUUGGCUUUAUGUUGAUGUUUGGUUCACUUAUUGCUUCAAUGUGGAUUCUUUUUGGAGCAUAUGUUACACAGAACACUAACGUUUACCCUGGAUUAGCAGUGUUUUUCCAAAAUGCAUUGAUAUUUUUCAGUACUCUGAUCUACAAGUUUGGAAGAACAGAAGAGUUAUGGGGAUGAGACAUCACAUACAGCAUUGUCUAUUCCAUGGUUGCUAUGUCAUACUGUGUAUCUGGAUAUAUUUACAUUUAUUUGUUUUUGCUUUCAAAUUGUAUGAGCAGAGACAAAUUACUGUUUCUGUAAUAAGCUCCCUCUUUUCACAGGACAGAUUUGUGAAUAUGUACAUAUGACUGUAUAUAUCUUAAAAAGGGAAUGUCAGCCUGUCUUUCUGAAAUCUUCAGGUUUAUUUCUCCAAAUACGUGGGUUUCCAUCAACUCCUAAGACUUGAUCUUCCAAACCUCCACAUGUGUCAGAGACCUCAGUGGAACUGUUGGUGAACAAGCAGGAUAAAGCCCCCAUACCCUGUAAAAGGGGUUGCUGCUUUUAUGCGUAGCUGAGCUAGAGCCAGUUUUGCCAGGGCUGACAGCAAGGGCUGCCCAUUUACCUGAGAGCUGUCAGUGCAUGGAUGUGACCCAGCUAAGCCUGUAUUUAAUGAGGGUAAAUUCUAUUGUAUGCUUAGGUAAGAGCUGAUUUUAACAUUUUUGUAUAACUGUUCAGAAGAAUAUAAAGUAGCUAUUUUUUUGUAAAAGGUUAUGAGUUUUUAAACAAGGCCCUGUAUUAAGCAGGUUCUGCAUGGCAAAAUUGUUCUUGAAUUCUGAUUGCUAUAGCACAAAUGACAUUUGGUAGCACCACAGUCCAUGGAAUUAGUUUGAUAGCUUUAGUGUGAUAGAUACCAAUUAGUACUCCAAGUAUUUACUGAUGUUAGAAUUAAAAAAAACCAAAACAAUUGAACCCAGUCAGACUCAAUUUUCUUCAGGGGAAGCUUUUUGCUGAUAAACAGUUAUCCUGCUGCCUAUGACCUUUUCUAUCUAAAAGACAAGCAUUUCUGGUGGGGAUAUAGCAGAUAUAUUUAUUGCUAACAGUCUUUCUUUGAAAUUAUUGCCGGUUUUGGGACUGCUGUUUGCCCCAGUUAAAAUGUAUUUAUUUCCUAAAUUUCAUGGGCACUUUAUGGGAAUGCUUCCAUUACCGAAAUCCAGUUUCUUCUAGCUGGGAUAUACAGAAAGGGAGAAUAAUGAUGUUUUACAGUUUUAGGCUGGUCUUGUGUAUUGAUCUUACUGUUGGUGACUUCCUUCUCCUAGGAGUUCUAUGCGGUUUUUAAAGCUUUUGAAUCUACCUUGUGUCUAAAAGCUUUUAUAACUUUCCCAUGUAUUGAGAUUGCUGACCAAAUGGUAUUAAACUUCAGAAUGUAAGUGCUGUGCGUGGUCACUGCAUACUGUUAGUCAUUUAAUUGCUCCCUUGUGGGAAUCUCUCCAGUGGACAGAAUAUGAAGCGAAUACUGCAGCUGAAAUUGUGCUACUGGCUAGACUAACUUUGUCCUGAUUUCACCAUCCUGCAGUGAGUUACACUAUAUUCACUGGUGUUAAUCAUAGCUUUGUACAGAACUUGUCUGUUGGGUUGUAAUUUCAGAAAACUGCAAUAAACUUUAUCUUAUUCUCAAAA